CAUUUUUGCACUCAUUAGAUCAAUGAGACAAAAGUCCAUCCCCAUCCCUCUCUCCCCUCCCUAUCUCGGCCAAGACACAGCAACCAAGAGCAAGAAAAAUCCUCAUCCCCCUUCCUCCAUUGUUGAAGAAAGCUCAUCAAGGAAGAAUCACCCAAAAAGGAGCUAAAGUGCUAAAAGUGUGAAAUAAUUAAGGAACUUGUGAGAGGUAUUUCAAGUGAUUUCACAAGGUUGGAAAAGUCGCCGGAGUUGUCGCCGGAGUUGACCAAAAGUCGCCGGAGUUUCACCGGAGUUCAACCAAGAAGGGUAGAACUUCAUAACGCUAGUUCAAGGUUGAAGCUAGGGCUUGCUACUUGCACCUUCUCACGGGUGGUAUCAUAUCGGGAAGACGUGGUUCGUGCUUCUCCUUAUUUUCUUUCAAACUACCGAACACAUGCUCAUGGAUAUUUGUUUUACUAUAAACACUUUUUUUGGGCUUGCAUGCCCAUGUUGUUGGCCGGUUGUGGCUCAUGACUUACCGUUGAAUAUUUCCGCUAUUCAUUGGUUUAAAUGUGAUGUUGUUAUGUAUGUUUACUACGGAGUAUGGAUGGAUUGUUUUCCCGAACGCCUUGUGUAAUUAAGUGAGGUUGACUCGUGGGUGACGUCACUUAGUUAUACGACGGUUGUACACGCGCUUGGAUUGCGGUCUGGGGCGUGACAAUUAAGUGGUAUCAAAGCCAUCUCAGUUCUAAACUAUAUAAUCAACCUCUCACAAAAGAUUUUGCAAAAGAGAUCUUGCCGAAAACCUUGAGCAUUGUAUUUUGACGUUUAUAGGACUAUUGGUGCUUAAGUUGCAAGGCCUCUAAUUGUUAAGACGGUACCCUUAACAAUUGGUAUGGUGGUGACUUGGGCCAAUACGUGUCUGUAACGUUCUUCCGUCAAUUGACAUUUAUAGGAGUCUAAUGACUCAUCCAUAUUUCUUUCAGAAAUGGAGGGCAGGCGAAUGGGGACCAGGAACAAUCCGAGGGGGCACGCGCCGGUAGCAUCCCAAAGGGGAAGCCGGGCUGCAUCUCGGGGUUCGAGAGGAGGCCGUGGAGGCCGUGGAAGCCGUGGAGGUCAUCAAGCUCAAACUGUGAGUGAUGGCCAUGUGAGCUCGGUGUAUGAAACCAACACCGAAGACUAUGACUCAACCUACGUUCCAGAGACGGAGCAUGAAGAGACCCCGUAUGAUGGGGGUGACACAUACACUGAUGAUGAUGAUGAAGAGAGUGAUGCCAAGUUCACCCAAAUGGGCGAAUUGCUGGAGUGGUAUCAAAAAGAAAAACUGAGGAGAGACCUUAGGCGCCAAGCGAGGCGUGGCUCUCGUGGAGGUUCAAUUCGGGUCAAGGAAGCCGGGGAGCUUCCGUGGCCACCCCAGCGGCGUCACAAGGUGGGCGUGAAGGGGGUUUUGUUGUGAGAAUUUCCAAGUACCUCAAGGAGGCUAGGGCCUUGGGGUGUAGGUCCUUUGACGGCACCGGUGACAUUACCGUUGCCGCCGAUUGGAUUAAGAAGGUGAAGGAUGCAUCAAGAGACAUGCAAAUCACACCGGACGUGAAGUUGACUGUCGCUUCACGGCUACUUGAAGGGAUAGCUUCUACGUGGUGGGAGAGCGUGGAAGGGAAGUACCAUGGGGAAAUAACAUGGGCGGAUUUUGAGCUAGAGUUCUAUGCUCAAUACUACUCCGAGUACGAAGUGAACGUGAAACGGAGAGAGUACACUAACCUCAAACAGAAGGAUGGCGGCACGGUUAAGCAGCUGGAACAAGAGUUUAGGACCUUGGCUAGGUUCUUGCCGGAGUACGCGGUUGAUGAGAACCGCAUGACGGAGCACUUUUGGGAUGCCUUACUCUUAGACAUCCGUGAUCGAGCCACGUACUCGCGCCACAUGACCUUUAGCAAGGUGGUGGAGCAGGGCCUUCUUGGGGAGGCCCAAUGGAAUGAAAGAAAGGAAAGAGACGCCGAAGAGGCGAAAAAGAGGAAAUGGCAUGGUUCGGGGCCGCCCGAGCAAGCACGGAAGAAUAACCACGGUGGGGGUGGUGGUACGUUCAAAGCGCCGGCACCACCGGCGAAGAAGAACAAGGAUGCUCGGUGGCAUGCAUCCUCCUCUCAAAAGACGGGACCCCCUAGGUGUCCUAAUUGUUCAAAAAAUCACUUCGGGAAAUGCAACGCACCCCCGAGGUGUUAUCAAUGCGGGAACACGGGCCACAUGAAAGCCAAUUGCCCACAAUUAGGGGGAGGAGGAGCUCCGGGAUCAGGAGGAGGAACCAUGACGGGAAGACACCGUGCGGGCCCGUCAAACGGCGGUACGGGAAGAGGCAACGCAUCCACAAGUCAUGUCGCGUCCGUAAACCAAGGCGGAACCCAAGCACGAGUCUACGCGAUGACCGAGGCGGAUGCGAGAGCAAACCCGGACUCCGUUGCAGGUAAUACGCGUAUUCCCAUGUAUUUCUAGGCUUACUUUGAUCAUAUACGUCGUUGGGAUUGAGUGCGGGCCACCCCGGGGUCGAACCGGGUGAGUUAGGCCGAAUCGGGCUGGAAACAGCCACUGCUGGCCAGGCACGCCCGCAGGCACGCCGUGCUUGGAAUCGUGCCUGGAAGGCAGUGGCACCCGAAGAGAAAAAAAAAAAUGGGCCAGGCACGGCCGCAGGCACGCCGUGCCUGGCGUCGUGCCUGGAAGGCAGUGGCGUCCGAAGAAUUUUUGGCCAGGCACGGCCGCAGGCACGCCGUGCCUGGCAUCGUGCCUGGCCGGCAGUGGCCAGCAGGGUGAGUUUGUUGCACGCACGGCCGUGCCUGCCACCCAGGCACGCCGUGCGUGGACCCCCAACACCCGAAAGUUGAUUUUUUCGCCCCGUUCUUC
Molecule: messenger RNA, 2871 nt
Organism: Cuscuta epithymum
Lineage: Eukaryota; Viridiplantae; Streptophyta; Magnoliopsida; Solanales; Convolvulaceae
Source: the annotation of a GenBank genome assembly